AUGAAUAUGGCCUUCCCAGAGUUUCUGAAAAAUGUUGUUGGACGCUAUCAAUCUUCUCCAAUCCCACUCACUCGGCCUCGUGUUACUUUAACAUUUGCUCAAUCUUUGGACGCGAAGAUAGCUGGGGCGGGCAGACGUCAACUUAUUCUCAGUGGGAAAGAAAGCAUGCUUAUGACACACUGGAUGAGGACUAUGCAUGAUGCCAUUCUUGUGGGGAUCGGAACGGCGAUAAAUGACGACCCGCAGCUCAACGUACGCCAUUUACCACCGCCAACAUCAACACCACAUCACCUACCCCGCCCCAUAAUUAUUGACACCCACCUUCGUCUGUCACCCACUUGCAAAUUGUUACGCAAUUUUCAAAAUGGCAUUGGGAGAAGGCCUUGGAUUCUCUGUGGAGAAAACUCAUUGUCAUCUCAGGGCCAUGACAUUGAUAAGCAAGCCAGAAUGAUUGCUCUCAUAGCUGCGGGGGCAAAGAUUUUGGAAGUUGCAGUAAUACCGUCCGAGGACAGGAAGACUGGAAUUGUAUCCAUUGCUAACGCCCUCAAAACUCUGAAGGACCAUGGGGUGCAAACGUUGAUGGUUGAAGGAGGGGCUCAGAUUAUCGCCUCUUUCUUAUCCGAAGCGGUCGUAGAUUCUCUGAUAAUCACUACUGCCCCAGUCCUUGUGGGAGAUGCAGGCGUAGGUUAUACUUAUCCUGCCAACAUGUCUGACAACGGAGAGAGUUUACCAAAGUAUAAAGAGGUACACACUGAGUUAUUUGGUAGAGACUUUGUAACGGCAUUGUUGUGUACCCCCACAAUGCUAUAG
Molecule: messenger RNA, 810 nt
Organism: Psilocybe cubensis
Lineage: Eukaryota; Fungi; Basidiomycota; Agaricomycetes; Agaricales; Agrocybaceae
Exons: 3
Coding region: 1-810 (269 amino acids)
Biological process (GO): riboflavin biosynthetic process
Molecular function (GO): 5-amino-6-(5-phosphoribosylamino)uracil reductase activity
Source: RefSeq, a predicted model, not a curated record